Exophiala aquamarina CBS 119918 is the source of this 1683-nucleotide messenger RNA. RefSeq lists its product as uncharacterized. The transcript has a single exon. Gene Ontology annotation, molecular function: dipeptidyl-peptidase activity. NCBI's taxonomy places the organism in Eukaryota, Fungi, Ascomycota, Eurotiomycetes, Chaetothyriales, Herpotrichiellaceae. The record is from RefSeq and is a predicted model, not a curated record. Bases 1 to 1683 code for a protein of 560 amino acids.
AUGGCUCCUACUAUUAUCAAAGGCCCGGAUGACCUACUCUUGCAGAAGGGUAUUUCUCCGGCCGAAGCCGGCGUGCCCCCGCCAAAAUACAGUCUCACAGUGGAUGGCGAUUUGCAAGUAGAGCGCGACAUUGCGGUGACCCUGCGGGAUGGUGUUAAGAUGUAUAUCGACCUGAUUCGGCCCAAGGAUACCAUCAACGUGCCCGUGGUGCUAUCAUGGGGUCCCUAUGGUAAGCACCUAGACGCUGGCAAAGAGUACAGCAUGAUUUCCGAUGACAACGGCGAGUACGGAUGUGGUGUCGAUCUCGCCUGGCUCAACCCAUACACGGGGUUCGAGUCCGCCGACGGCCUGAGGUGGUGCAAGGCUGGCUACGCAUGCAUCACAGUCAAUCCGCGUGGCAUGUGGUGGUCAGGAGGGGAUUUUGCGAGCUGCUGGGGUGAACGUGAGGCUCGGGAUGUGUGUGACGUGAUCGACUGGGCGGGUACACAGCCCUGGAGUAGUGGCAAGGUAGGGAUGACAGGUGUUUCCUACCUCGCCAUCAUCCAGUGGUGGGCCGCCUCGCUCCAGCCGAAGCACCUUGCGGCUAUUCAGCCGUGCGAGGGCCUGACCGAUCCAUAUCGAGAACUUAUCUUCCAUGGCGGCAUCCCGGAAUCAGAAUUUGUGGAGGAGUGGCAGUACGAGCGGCUGAAGUAUUCCAUCUCUAAUGUUGAGGCCAUGAGAGAGAUGGGCAUGGAGCACCCCCUAGACGACGACUACUGGGCAUCAAAACGUCCCGAUUUAUCCAAAAUCGAGGUCCCCGCCUACGUGAUUGCGAGUUGGGCAGACCAAGGGCUGCACACUCGGGGCACCAUCAGCGCUUUCGAGGAGAUUUCUUCAAAACACAAACAUCUCGAAGUCCACGGGCGUAAGAAGUGGGCCUGGUACCACAAUCCAGCUACGUUUGAGCGUCUGCGUGCCUUUUUUGAUCAGCACGUCAAAGGAACAGGCAAUGAGUCCGGGACUUGGCCUCUAGCCAACUGGGAACUCAGAACUGGCUUGAACGCCGGGCUCGACAUGACUUCCACAGCCUGGCCACUUCCCAACCGCAAACUAGUGUCUUUUCACCUUGAUGCCACCGACGGCACGUUGAAGACCGAGACACCUUGUAGCCCAGGAACCGCGCGCUAUCUUUCCACCCCGGAGGGAGAAUCGGUGGUUUUCGAGCAUGUAUUUAGUGCUCAGACUGAUAUCGUGGGCUCCAUGGGGGUGAAACUGUAUAUCACUGCUGAGGAGGCCGAGGAGGCCGACAUUUUCGUGGCGCUCAGGAAAACGGACGCUGAAGGCAAAUUGAUCACGUUCCAUUUCCAGAACGCACUAUCCAAGGGCCCCGUGGCCCUCGGCUGGCUUCGCGCCUCGCACCGAGCACUUGAUCAUGCUAGGUCGACUCCAGACCGGCCAUGGCACCCACACACAAAGAAAGAACCUUUGAUUCCAGGACUGGCGGUGGCAGUGGAGGUAGAAAUCUGGCCAUCGGCGACGAGGUUCGAGGCCGGCGAGCGCAUGCAACUGGUCGUCCGCGGCAGCGACAUUUAUACAAACAACACGCGCCGGGUUCAUCAGACUCUCAACAAGGGAUGGUAUUUUAUUUCAACGGGGCCUGAGCAUGAUUCCCAAUUGACGUUCAACGUGCUCGAGGGCACUUAG